Messenger RNA from Neltuma alba, 1842 nucleotides. RefSeq names its product disease resistance protein RPS5-like. Gene Ontology annotation, molecular function: ADP binding. The record is from RefSeq and is a predicted model, not a curated record. Lineage: Eukaryota; Viridiplantae; Streptophyta; Magnoliopsida; Fabales; Fabaceae. Bases 1 to 1842 code for a protein of 613 amino acids. The transcript has 2 exons.
AUGGAAGUUGUUGCAAGUGUGUCAAGCAUCAUAGGCUUGUGUUGCUCUCUGCAUGAAGUAUUUAGAAACAGUUGUAAACACUUGAUUACACCCAGGAGGAGGAUUCGGCAGCUGCGUAAUUUGAUGCGCCAAUUGGAUGCUCGUAAAAAGGAUGCAAUAAGAGAAGUUGUUAGUCUCAUAACUGAAAAUGGCCUGCAUAGACCAACUAUAGGGUGUUGUUGCAUUUGCUCAAGAAUCAAGCGAGGGGAACUCAUAGAGGAGAAGAUCAUUGAUAUUAAUGAACUUCUAGAAACUGUUCCACGUGAAGAGUAUUCCAUUCCUAUUCCUAUAAACAAGAGAGGUGAUGUUUUGUCUGCAACACCAAUGAUUGAAUACGAAACACAUAAACAAAUCUUUAUGAAGAUUUGGGGAUUUCUACUUGAUGAGAAUGCCAGAAGGAUUGGUGUUUGGGGGAUGGGAGGAGCAAGUAAAACAACUAUCAUGUCAGAGAUUAACAAUUGCCUAGUGAAAGGAAGUAGUCAAUUUAAUUGCACUAUUUGGGUGGAAGCGUCAAAAGAUCUAAAGAAGAUGCGACAAGAUAUUGCUGUGAAGUUGGGUUUGACUUUUCAAGAAACUGAUGACGAACGAGCAAGAGCUUCAAAACUGUUAGAAGCUUUUAAAAGGAGGAAGGCAUUUGCACUUAUACUAGAUGAUGUUUGGGAACCAUUCUCUAUUGAAGAAGUAGGAAUUCCUGUGCCAACGGUAGAGAAGGGCUGUAAAUUAGUGAUAAUAACUCGAAACCUUAUGGUGUGCAGAGUGAUGGAAAUAGACAAGGAUGUCGAAGUUAAAGUUCUUGAAGAUGAUGAAGCGUGGAAUCUCUUUAAGGACAAAGUUGGUGAGGAACGUGUGCUAUCAGAUCCAGAUUUGCAAUCAAUUGCCAUGGAAGUGGCCAAAAAAUGUGGUGGUUUGCCUCUACCUAUCAUUGCAAUUGGAUGUGCAUUGAGGAACACAACUAGUAUAAGAGAGUGGCAGAAUGCAUUAGAAGAGUUAAGAACCUCAAGUGAUGGUAUAUACAACAUUGAUGAAGCAGUAUGUUCUCAUUUGAAGUUGAGCUAUUCAAAACUAAAGGAUGAUACAAGGCAAUCUUGCUUUCUAUUUUGUGCUUUAUACCCAAAAGGUCAUCUAAUUGAUGAGAACGAAUUGAUUAAUUAUUGGGUGUGGGAAGAUUUAUUGGGUGAUGUGAACAUGUCUGCGACAAAACAAAAGGGGCAGAUGAUUAUAGAUGAAUUAAUAUCCGCUUGCUUGUCAGAAUUAAAAAUUGAGAAUGGGGUGAGAUGUGUCAAAUUGCAUGAUUUGAUAAAGAGAUAUGCUGUUACAAUCAUGAGUAAAAAUUCUAGAUGCAUUGUGAAUGCUGGCAUGGGACAAGUUAGACCACCACUGCCUCACGAAUGGAAAGAAGAUGUUCAAUGGGUAUCAUUAAUGAGAAAUGAUGUGAAAUCUAUUGACUUCAGUCCAAUGUGUCCUGGAAUCACUUCUUUGCUGCUUCAAUAUAACUCAUUUGAAAAAAAUAUAUUGGAUCACUUCUUUGACAGCAUGGAAGGGUUAAAAGUUCUUGAUCUCUCCUGCUCUGCCUAUGUCUCUUUUGAAUUUGAAGAAUCUAUGUGCCUUGAUAUUAAGCCACUGUUGGAAUCUUAUUCAAGUUCCAUCUUUAGCAAGGCUCACUAUAUCGAAAUACUUAGAUUUUUCAUUUUCUGGACGUUUAACAGAACUUCCACAAGGGAUGGAACAAUUGACCAAUUUGAGACACCUGGAUUUCUUCACAUCCGUUCAAAGCUUAGGAGCUGGGGUCGUAUCGAGAUUUAA